GUAUUUAACUUCAGUUCAGGCACUUUCUUUUUAAACAAUAGAGACUUGACCCAUCAAAUGGAACGCGACGAACCCUUUCGUAUUUUACUGGUCCUUUUCAUAAACCUUUUUUUCCUUCCCAACGGUCAACUUCUUUCCCAGGACGCUUCAGUCGUUUCGUGGACAGUGCUUACUAAAGUCAAUCGUAUACUGCGUAGUAUCCCCAAAAAUUUUUGAUAUUCGAAAUAUUUUCAAUAAAAUUGGUACCAUGACCAUUUGGGACAUUUUGGUCCUCUGCCUCCUACAAAUGAGCUGUUUAGGGGUUUUUCUUCUCUUAACUGGUGGUAAAUCAAUGGGAAGAAGAACCGUUACGGAAAAUGCCUCAGCAACUACGCCUGGAGUUACUCCUCUGAAGGAACGCUCCACGGUGACGAAAUCAAGCUCCACAAAUUAUGUGUUCAGCUCAAGGAACGCGAUGGUCCAAAUGAUCGACUUGUGUAAACCACUUGAGGAAAGUAAACUUGGAAUUAUUACGACCUGGUCGAAACAUCAUGGGGGCGUUGUCGUAAUUGAAAUUGAAUCUGGCGGGUAUGCCCAUCGAGAUGGACGGUUACAACUGGGUGACUACAUAAUUCGCGCGAAUGGGGAAAAUCUCGCAAAAUUGAGGGGAUCUGAGGCACAGGCGGCGUUUACAAAUGGGAGGAAGACAAACACUAAAAUUUCCUUGGUGGUGGCGCGACCGAAUCCGAAUGAUGUGAGGGUCCUGCCAAGUAAUAUACUGGGGGAUGAGGAAGAGUUGAAGAAAUAUUUGUAAAGUGUGUUAUUACUAGUAAGGUAAGGUUUGUAUAGAAAUUAAUUGGCAAGGUCUGAUUAAUUUAUGAUGCAUUAUGAAAUAAAAAUUUAAAAAAGUUA
Messenger RNA from Folsomia candida, 891 nucleotides. RefSeq lists its product as uncharacterized. Bases 248 to 793 code for a protein of 181 amino acids. Gene Ontology annotation, molecular function: protein binding. NCBI's taxonomy places the organism in Eukaryota, Metazoa, Arthropoda, Collembola, Entomobryomorpha, Isotomidae. The transcript has 3 exons. The record is from RefSeq and is a predicted model, not a curated record.